UUAAACAUUUUUACAUUCAGAUUUGUAUCGAAAGCUCGUUGCAGAAAAGUUGAUGGACGAUCUAAAAGUAGAAACAUGGCGUUCGGAAGACUCAGACAGUUUUUCUUCUUCGUGUGACAAGUUCAAGAUAUGGAAUGUCAAAGAAAUUAUCUUCAAUGAUGGCUAUGAAUUCAGAUCUUCGAAGGAUCAUUCUAAAUGGGCAGUGACAGAAAAUAAAAACUGGAUAUGUAUAGGAGAUUUGAACAGAGCGAACUCGCAAUGUAAACGAGGUGGUGGAACAAUGUGCCUCGAACAUAAGGAAGUUUCAGAUCAGUACAAAAGUUUGAUUAAGUCGUACGAAGAAUGUGACAAGAAAAGACAAAAACCAGAUUGCUCUUUCGAUGACAAUUACCCGAAAAAAGUGAGAAAAGUUUGUCCCAACCCAUAAUUCUUCUGAAGAAAUAUACAAGUCAGAUGAAAUUGACUUUUAAAUACCUUACAGA
Molecule: messenger RNA, 482 nt
Organism: Saccostrea cuccullata (small rock oyster)
Lineage: Eukaryota; Metazoa; Mollusca; Bivalvia; Ostreida; Ostreidae
Product: plancitoxin-1-like
Exons: 3
Coding region: 53-427 (124 amino acids)
Biological process (GO): apoptotic DNA fragmentation
Molecular function (GO): deoxyribonuclease II activity
Source: RefSeq, a predicted model, not a curated record